AUGUCAUUCAGAUUAUUUGCCAGGCCCUUAAUACAAAUGCCCAAGUUGGCAGCUCCUAGAUGCAUAAAUCUCACCCCAAUAAGACCAAUAAGUGCAUCUACUAUAUCAUUUAAGACCAACACUUCCACCAGUACCAAAGAGAACGUCCAUGACUUGGAAACGUUUUUCAAGUUGAUUGGCCGUGACUGCAUUGAACAUCUCGACGCCUUUGAAAACGAUUUACAGAAGUUUUUGAAUACUUCGUCCAAGGAUAUGAAGAACAUGGGUAUCGAUGUUUCCACCAGACGUUACAUGCUUAGGUGGAUUCACAAGUUCCAGAACGACUUGGAGCCAUUGAGGGAGCACAAAAGAGGUAAGAAGAAGAACGGUGGAGAAAGAAAUGCAAAGACCGUCUUGGCUAAGAGAAAUGCAUUAAAGAGAUUGGAAGAAAAGGAAAAAUUCGAGUCUCAAGAGUUGGAAGCCGAAAGAAAGGGUGAAAGAGAGUUCUAA
Molecule: messenger RNA, 489 nt
Organism: Debaryomyces fabryi
Lineage: Eukaryota; Fungi; Ascomycota; Pichiomycetes; Serinales; Debaryomycetaceae
Product: mitochondrial 37S ribosomal protein mS41
Exons: 1
Coding region: 1-489 (162 amino acids)
Cellular component (GO): mitochondrion
Source: RefSeq, a predicted model, not a curated record